AUGUUUCGUGACUUAACUAAGAAGCAAUUUCAUCCGUCACCAAAUGCAGAUGGACUUGAGAUUGCACUGAAUGUUGCAGUACAUCCGAAUGAGACAUACGUUCCAAGACCUCCUGAUCCUGGACCUCUCAAACUUGGACCUCUCCCAAGCGACACAAGGGUGCAUUGA
This is a messenger RNA of Diversispora eburnea, 168 nucleotides long. The record is from the annotation of a GenBank genome assembly. NCBI's taxonomy places the organism in Eukaryota, Fungi, Glomeromycota, Glomeromycetes, Diversisporales, Diversisporaceae.